UACGACCAAGGCACGGCGAGCUGGCUGUACGGCGACGAGGCCGAGUGGGGCAAUUCGGCCCUGCCGCCGGCGCCGCCGUCACCCCCUGCAAGGCCAUGCGCCUCCAGCUUCGCUCCAGUCGACCCGGGGAGCCCCUGGCUGUCCAGCAGCGAUUCCGCCCCAAGCAGCCCGUCCAUCAGCCAUUCCAGCCCCGCGGAGGCCACCCCCUCCCCAGGCAGCUCGUCAUCCGGGCCGUCGGAGAUAUGGGGCACCCCGAGCCAGAGCCGCCAGCCUCAAGACGACAGCGGAGUGGGGUUGGCCAGUCCUCCGUUCUUUCUUUACCCCGUCCCCGGGCGUCCCCGCCGGCGCCGCAGCCCGCGCGAUGGGCCCCUCGAACUCGCCAUCGUCGAGCCUGAGUUCUUCCCCCGGAGGGCCGCCCUGUCUCGCGGCCUGGAACUGCGUGUGCUGCAACUCCCCCUGGACCCUCUGUCGUCCGUGCAAGGACGCGGCCCGGGAGGAGUGGGCAGCCGAGCUUCGAUAUCCCGCCCACGGAGAACUUGAGCGAGACAACGACGCGGCCCAGCUGGCGGCCUACUGGGAGGCCAACGAAGAGUUGUGGGAGACCGAGGCCGCCCAGGUCGCAUGUAUAGAGCACUGCAACCGGGAGGACGACCUGGCGGCCGACCUGGCCACCGCUUCCGAGCUUGGGCAAUAAAAG
Messenger RNA from Frankliniella occidentalis (western flower thrips), 697 nucleotides. RefSeq lists its product as uncharacterized. Lineage: Eukaryota; Metazoa; Arthropoda; Insecta; Thysanoptera; Thripidae. Bases 362 to 694 code for a protein of 110 amino acids. The record is from RefSeq and is a predicted model, not a curated record. The transcript is spliced from 2 exons.